Saccoglossus kowalevskii is the source of this 969-nucleotide messenger RNA. RefSeq names its product long-chain fatty acid transport protein 2-like. NCBI's taxonomy places the organism in Eukaryota, Metazoa, Hemichordata, Enteropneusta, Harrimaniidae. Gene Ontology annotation, biological process: long-chain fatty acid metabolic process; long-chain fatty acid import into cell. The record is from RefSeq and is a predicted model, not a curated record. Gene Ontology annotation, molecular function: long-chain fatty acid transmembrane transporter activity; long-chain fatty acid-CoA ligase activity. Gene Ontology annotation, cellular component: endoplasmic reticulum membrane; plasma membrane.
AUGUCGGCACCUACUCGCUAUAAAGUCGCAGCUGGUACUGCAGUGGCCGCUGGGUUGUUGAGAAUCGCAUAUCCAUAUCUCAGCAGAGAUUACCAUGCUUUUCGUCAAACAUCCUCAUUUCUAAAAGCAGCCAGGGUGUACUUAGACAGCAAACGCUACAUUGUCGACAUGUUCGAGGAGGCUGCGGCUCAUAAUCCCUACAAGACCUUCAUAAUCUACGAAAACACGAUAUACACCUAUGGCGAUAUCAACAGAAUGGCCAACAAAUUCGCCAACUUUGUUCGUAAGAAAGGACUGAAACUCGGUGACUGCGCCGCCGUGCUAAUGUAUAACGAACCCUCGUUUAUAUGGAGCUAUCUUGGAUUUGCAAAGCUUGGUAUACGUGUUGCUUUCCUCAACUAUAAUUUAAGAUUAGACCCGCUGGUCCACUGCAUCGAUGUGUCUGAAGCUAAAGUUGUUAUAGUAGGUCACGAUCCAGAAUUAAUUCCAGCCGUGGAAGGUAUUUUCAGCCAAUUGCAGGACAGAGGUGUUGAUGUAUGGAUAACUGGUGGUAGUUAUGAUGGCCCAUAUACUCAUAUAGACAACCACUUAUCCAGUAUGUCGGAACAACCAAUACCACGUGAUACUAGACGCUCGCUUACAGAGAGUGAUAUUUCAGUUUACAUUUUUACUUCCGGUACCACAGGUCAUCCGAAGGCAUCAAAAAUAACAUACUACCGACAACUUAUGGCGGCAUUUAUGCUCAGUCCAGUCGGCAUCACUGCAAACGAUCGUACAUACAUCUCUCUACCUCUCUACCACUCGUCAGCAUCCAUGUUGAGUUUCUCGACAGUGCUGAGGACUCAGUCGACCAUCGUCUUAGCAAGAAAAUUGUCAGUGCGUAGAUUUUGGGAGGACUGUCGUCGCCAUGGUGUUACUGUAAUAUUCUACAUAGGCGAGACUUGUCGUUAUUUACUAAGCCUACCUCCG